AUGAAAAAUUUAUUUUAUUUUUUGUUAUCAAUUAUAAUUUUUGAAAAAUCUACAUCUAUUGAAGAUUUUAAAGAAUGUUAUACAAAAUCUGUUGAAAAAAUAGAAUAUGUUUUUGGUAAUUUUUUAACAACAGAACAAGGAUUAAAAUUUUAUACUGACAAUAUGAAUAUGUAUUUAAUGAAUAAAUCUUUAUUUGAAAUGUCUUUUUAUCAUCUUAGAAAUCGGAGUAAAUUUCUAAAUCCUGGACAAAUCAAUGUAUUUAAUAAUGUUGUUCAUAAUCUUUCAACAAUAUUGGGUUCCUACUUUAGUACAUUAAAAUUUUUAACAAAACUUUCAUAUUCUUUUGUUGAUAUCUAUUCAUCUGAUAGGAAGAUAAUUGAUAAUGAAGUAAGUAAUAAUUUUAAAAAAGGUUUACCAUUAAAUACAAUAAAAAGAGAGGCAUGUUAUUCAAUUUACAAACUAAUAACAGAGGAAAAAAAGAGUCGUAUUGUGAAUCAAAUUAAAAUUUUGACACCGUCUGAUAAAUUUAAUGAUUGUCUUAAUGAAAUGAGAAGAUUAAUUAAAUUAUAA
This is a messenger RNA of Strongyloides ratti, 570 nucleotides long. RefSeq lists its product as hypothetical. The transcript is spliced from 2 exons. The coding region runs from base 1 to 570 and encodes 189 amino acids. The record is from RefSeq and is a predicted model, not a curated record. NCBI's taxonomy places the organism in Eukaryota, Metazoa, Nematoda, Chromadorea, Rhabditida, Strongyloididae.